Molecule: messenger RNA, 1620 nt
Organism: Prunus avium (sweet cherry)
Lineage: Eukaryota; Viridiplantae; Streptophyta; Magnoliopsida; Rosales; Rosaceae
Product: snurportin-1 protein
Biological process (GO): snRNA import into nucleus
Cellular component (GO): cytoplasm; nucleus
Source: RefSeq, a predicted model, not a curated record
GGACGCCAACUCCUUGAAAUUCAAUUUUCAGACGACAACAAAAAUGGCGCCGCACGAUCUCCGCCGCGCGUACAAGAGGCCGGCGAUCUCAGACCAGCAGAGGCGCCGAGAGCUCUCGCUGAAGCGCCAAGAGCAAGGCCGGCGCGACGCUCAGCUCCAGGCCCGCCGCCUAGCCUCCACCCUACUCUCCCUCCCGCCCGAACCCGAACCCGGAUCAUCGUCCAAAGAAUCCGACUCCGACUUAGAAUUCGAUCUUCGCAACGCUUCGAAGCUCAGAGGCACAGAGGCGCGGAAGUGGGUCGCCAGACAGCUCAUGCUCCCGGAGUGGAUGAUCGACGUCCGUCAUCGCUUGCCCCACGACUGGUAUGUGUUUGCGAGACCAUCUGGGGAGAGAUGCUUCGUCGUUUCAUCGGACGGAACGACAAUCAGUAGGCAACGAAACGGCACGGUCCUCCACCGUUUCCCGUCUGCUCUACCCAAUGGUGCCAGGACCAGAGACGGGUCGGGUUCUGCUCAAUCAUAUUCAAUUCUAGACUGUAUAUUUCACGAGAUGGACCAGACUUACUAUGUAAUCGACAUGGUGUGCUGGAGAGGCUACUCUUUGUAUGAUUGUACGGCUGAGUUUAGGUUCUUUUGGUUGAAUUCUAAGCUGGCUGAGACGGGGGCUUGUGAGCCUCCCUCCCAUUAUCAUAAGUAUAGGUUCAGCUUGGUUCCUGUACAUACUUGCGAUCAGUCUGGUCUACAUGCUGCAUAUGCUGGAGGGGUACCUUAUGUAAAAGAUGGUCUUUUAUUUUAUAACAAGCAUGCCCAUUAUCAACCAGGAAAUACACCACUGGCGUUAGUUUGGAAGGAUGAGAAUUGUAGUCAGUAUGUUAUUGACACAGAUAAUAAAGGACAGGUUCCAAGCCAUCAACAGGUAGUUUUGGAGCUGCAAGAUGAUGGAAAAGUGACUACCUCAGAUGACCCCCCAGUUGUAUUUAGUUGCUUAGAUUUGGACUUCAUACAAAAGUCAGGGUUGCAUUCUGGAAAUCUUCUUCGUUUUGCUAUUGGCGAUGGAGGAUUGAGUGUUGUGGAUGGGAAGCUUGAGAAGGCUGAUUUACAUUACCUUGGAAAGUCCAACCGAGCACGUGCUUUUGCAGAUAGUUACUCCAAGGUCAUGUUUCAGAAUAUGGUUCGGGGGUCCCCCCUGAAAAUUGAUGAUUUGGUAGCAUCAAUCAACACACCAGAUGAUGAAGGAAACAGACCUGACGUUGAUAUGGUUGGUUGAUGAUAAGUUGAUAAUUCUGAUAGUAAUGGUAGGCAGAGCACACCGCAGACGCAUUCCCUCACUGUGAUCACCGUGGUGAUGUUUAUAUGCUCCAAAAGGCUCUUAAAACUUGCAUUGGCAAGCUGCAUGGCUUGAGUGUAGGGUUUGAUUUAUGCCUACUCUAAUUUAUUUGUACUCUUAAAUUAGGCCGUUGAUUUGGGAGAACAAGAAUAUCUGUAUGCGAGCUACGUAAUGAUGUUGGAUGAUCAUCAAUGUAUAGAAGUUCUCAAGACAUGUUAUGGGAACUUAGGACUGGGGAAUAAGGAAUUGGGAAGUGAUUAUUGAUUUUACGGUGAGACGUGUAUUUCCGAUUC